AUGGAUGGAGUUGGCACACUGGUUGGCACGCUGACAAGAGUUACCGGAGGUGAACUGUUUGAAGACAUAGUGGCAAGAGAAUACUACAGUGAAGCUGAUGCCAGUCAUUGCAUUCAGCAGAUCCUGGAGGCUGUGCUACACUGCCAUCAGAUGGGCGUGGUCCAUCGGGACCUGAAGCCUGAGAAUUUGCUUUUAGCUAGCAAAUCCAAGGGAGCAGCUGUGAAAUUGGCAGACUUUGGCUUAGCCAUAGAAGUUCAAGGGGACCAGCAGGCGUGGUUUGGUUUUGCUGGCACACCUGGAUAUCUUUCUCCAGAAGUUUUACGUAAAGAUCCUUAUGGAAAGCCAGUGGAUAUGUGGGCAUGUGGUGUCAUUCUCUAUAUUCUACUUGUGGGGUAUCCACCCUUCUGGGAUGAAGACCAACACAGACUCUAUCAGCAGAUCAAGGCUGGAGCUUAUGAUUUUCCAUCACCGGAAUGGGACACGGUAACUCCUGAAGCCAAAGACCUCAUCAAUAAAAUGCUUACUAUCAACCCUGCCAAACGUAUCACAGCCUCAGAGGCACUGAAGCACCCAUGGAUCUGUCAACGUUCUACUGUUGCUUCCAUGAUGCACAGACAGGAGACUGUAGACUGCUUGAAGAAAUUUAAUGCUAGAAGAAAACUAAAGGGUGCCAUCUUGACAACUAUGCUGGCUACAAGAAAUUUCUCAGCAGCCAAGAGUUUGUUGAAGAAACCAGAUGGAGUAAAGAUAAACAACAAAGCCAACGUGGUAACCAGCCCCAAAGAAAAUAUUCCUACCCCGGCGCUGGAGCCCCAAACUACUGUAAUCCACAACCCUGAUGGAAACAAGGAGUCAACUGAGAGUUCAAAUACAACAAUUGAGGAUGAAGAUGUGAAAGCACGAAAGCAAGAGAUUAUCAAAGUCACCGAACAACUCAUUGAAGCUAUCAACAACGGGGACUUUGAAGCCUACACAAAAAUCUGUGACCCAGGCCUUACUGCUUUUGAACCUGAAGCUCUGGGUAAUUUAGUGGAAGGGAUGGAUUUUCACCGAUUCUACUUCGAAAAUGCUUUGUCCAAAAGCAAUAAACCAAUCCACACUAUUAUUCUAAACCCUCAUGUACAUCUGGUAGGGGAUGAUGCCGCCUGCAUAGCGUAUAUUAGGCUCACACAGUACAUGGAUGGCAGUGGAAUGCCAAAGACAAUGCAGUCAGAAGAGACUCGUGUGUGGCACCGUCGGGAUGGAAAGUGGCAGAAUGUUCAUUUUCAUCGCUCGGGGUCACCAACAGUACCCAUCAACUAAAUAUCAACAGUGCCACUUCUGCAUUCUCUGUUCUCAAGGCACCUGGAUGGUGACCCUGGGCCGUCCUCUCCUCCUCUUCAUGCAUGUUUCUGAGUGCAUGAAGUUGUGAAGGUCCUACAUGUAAUGCAUAUGUGAUGCAUCAUCUUAUCAUAUAUUCCUUCCUAUACAUUGUUUACACUUCAACUACGGGGAUGUUCCGUGCAAACUUAAAUUACUGUUGGCAAAACAAUAGGGGGAGAUUAGACAAAAAGAAAAAAUCCACAAUAUUCCAAGUACAACUCUUCAUCAAGUUUCUCUGUUAAUGCCAAGAUUUAACAGACUUAAGAACUAUUGUUCUCUGAAUGACAGUUUGUAAGAGAAAUGUAAAUUUUUUAGAACUCUUUGCUGUUAAUCUGUUUUGGCUUGUUUGGUUUUUUUGGGUUUUUUUGUUUUUGUUUUUGUUUUUUUUAAGGUAAAAAAUAUACCUUCAGUUUCCUGGUGUGAUCCUGGUUAAAAUGGAUGAUUUUUCAUGGGAAGUUUUGCUGAUUAACAAUUAAAGUGGGUUGAUAUGUGGGCAAAAUCACUUAUGAAAGUAGAAUCAAGAAUCAGUUGGUUUGCUACCACAUAAAGCCAUGCUCUUUUUGGUCAAACUGUGUAAACUGGAAAAAUUCACAUCAUUUCUGAGUUUAAUCACUUUAGGAUAUAUUCACAUUGUUUUGGUGGAUUUGCUGAAUUGAAUUGUUUUUCUUUCUCGAAUCUGUGAUCUCUUUUCUUUAUCCUGUUUCUUUGUUCCUUUCGUUUGCUUCCUUUUUUAUUUUUCUUUUGUUCCAUUAUUUUCUUACUUUCUUCCCUUUUCCUUUUUUGAGGAGGCCGGCUAGUAGUGUGUGAGAAAAGAAAAAAAGUGAAAUUUGCAUAAUGAAGGUAAAAAGGAAAUAAAAGCCUUUUGAAGGUGGCUCAACUAGCACUUUUGAUCAUCUUCAGGGCCCACAAAAAUGUUGUCAAGAUUUUAAAGGUUUAUAAUUCUGCUUAAGCUCUACUUUGGACUUAGGUAUCCUAACUAUGUUGGAGGUAUUGUUUAAACUUAGGAUAAAAGCAAGUUCCUCCUGUGACUGCAACGUCUUACUGAUUGGGACAGUUGCCAGGAGGAUACCAAGUUGAUAGCAGAGGGGGUGUUAUGCAAACGCACUCACCUCCGCCUUGGGGAAUGAAAGGGUCACUUCUGCAUCAUCACUCGCUAGUUUUCUAGCGUUAGAGAGGCUUACAAAUGUUUGCCAUUCUCAUACGUGUUUUGAACUUGAUCUUUGUGACUUGUGUUUUUUAGCUUCUCUCUUGAAUCAGAGUAUCGUUACCUUCCUCCAAGGAGUUAGGAUUUUCCAGUUUAAAACAAAAAGGGAAAUAUCCUAGGUUUUCUUUGUGCUUCUCAUUUUUCCUUUGUUGAUUGAAUUCCUGUGAUUUUUUUGUUCUCUUCUCUGAAACGCUUUACAGUGCAUGGAAUCUCCAUCAUUGUUAUUUUAACGGUAGUAAUUCACAGUCCUCAGAAGCCUGUUUUUAAAGCAGAAGCAAAAAAGGAAAACAAAGCAACAAAAACAACCCUUCCUCUUUUCUCUCAUCUCACCUUUCUGUGUUGAUUACUAAUCAUCUUAGAUAUUAUUGCUAGUGGAUGUAUGGUAGAUGGGUUGAAGCUUUUCUGAUAAUUAUUACACAAUUUAAAACAAUAUAUAUUUAAAAUAAAUAUAUACAGUCAAUAUAUUGAGCCAUGUUAACCUGCCAAUGAGAUCUGUGAAAAAAUAAUGGCCUCAUUUUUCCCUUUUUAAUUUCUUUUACCCUUUUGUGAAGCAGCUAUACGUGGCAUACAUGUAUUUAAAGAAAAAAAUAGGUGUAGAGUGUUUUUUUUACACUUUUAGCAUGUGGUGUUGAAGUAUUACUGUAGAUCAAGUUUGUCUUCUGCACUAAGAUGUGAGGAAAUUGUGAUUUGUUCUCUCCACCACAAAUGAAUUACACAUUUAUUAUCUUCUAUCAUUUUGAAACACUGCAGUUUACCAUGGGACACUGUAUAUAUUUCUUGCCAUAAUGGUAAAUGACUGAUUGAUAUAUUUAAGAGUUAAUAAAUUUGUGAUUUCUGCUGACA
Messenger RNA from Mandrillus leucophaeus (drill), 3409 nucleotides. RefSeq names its product calcium/calmodulin-dependent protein kinase II delta (gene CAMK2D). Gene Ontology annotation, molecular function: ATP binding; calcium/calmodulin-dependent protein kinase activity; calmodulin binding. Lineage: Eukaryota; Metazoa; Chordata; Mammalia; Primates; Cercopithecidae. The transcript is spliced from 17 exons. The record is from RefSeq and is a predicted model, not a curated record. The coding region runs from base 1 to 1302 and encodes 433 amino acids. Gene Ontology annotation, cellular component: neuron projection; cytoplasm. Gene Ontology annotation, biological process: protein phosphorylation.